AUGGUCCACUACAAGCUCACCUACUUUGCGUUUAAUGGAUUGGGCGAAAAUUGUCGUCAGCUAUUUGCCCUCGCCAAUGUCGAUUUCGAAGACGACCGCGUAGAAGUUGAAGACUGGCCAAAAGUGAAGCCCACCACGCCUUUUGGCCAGAUGCCAAUUCUGGAAGUAGAGGGCAAGCGCAUCCCCCAAUCCAAGGCCAUCGCCCGAUACCUGGCCCGGAAAUUUGGCUUUGCCGGCCAAACCGAAUUGGAACAAGCGGAAGUGGAUGCUUGGGGCGACCAGAUCAGCGACUACAUCAUGGAGACGAUCUUUUAUUUCCGCUACAAAACCGGAUUCGCUUCCGGGGAUCCGGAAGCUGAAUUCAAAAACGUCGUGAUCCCAGCUAGGGAGCGAUUUUUCCCAAUUGUUGUCAAGCAGUUGAAGGAGAAUGGGAGUGGAUACUUGAUCGGAAACAAAGUCACUUGGGCCGAUCUAUACCUUAACAAUCAUGUGGAGACUUUUAUGAACUUUGACGCUGGAUACCUUGAUAAAUACCCGGAGAUCCUGGCCCAUUUGAAGAAAGUUCGCGACAUUCCAGCGUUGAAGAAAUGGAUCGAGAAACGCCCAAAACACAAAUAU
Molecule: messenger RNA, 618 nt
Organism: Mesorhabditis spiculigera
Lineage: Eukaryota; Metazoa; Nematoda; Chromadorea; Rhabditida; Rhabditidae
Source: the annotation of a GenBank genome assembly